Scheffersomyces stipitis CBS 6054 is the source of this 592-nucleotide messenger RNA. RefSeq names its product 40S ribosomal protein eS17 (gene RPS17B). Lineage: Eukaryota; Fungi; Ascomycota; Pichiomycetes; Serinales; Debaryomycetaceae. Gene Ontology annotation, molecular function: structural constituent of ribosome. Gene Ontology annotation, biological process: translation. Gene Ontology annotation, cellular component: ribosome. The record is from RefSeq and is a predicted model, not a curated record. The coding region runs from base 54 to 467 and encodes 137 amino acids. The transcript has 2 exons.
UUUCUCUUUUGAUUGUUAGUUAUUCAUAUACACAGUUAAAGUAAUCAGCAAAGAUGGGUCGUGUUAGAACUAAAACCGUUAAGAGAGCUUCCAAGGUCUUGAUUGAACGUUUCUACCCUAAGUUAACCUUAGACUUCGAAACCAACAAGAGAUUGACCUCUGAAAUCGCUGUCAUCCAAUCCAAGAGAUUAAGAAAUAAGAUUGCUGGUUACACCACCCACUUGAUGAAGAGAAUUCAAAAGGGUCCAGUUAGAGGUAUUUCUUUCAAGUUACAAGAAGAAGAAAGAGAAAGAAAAGAUCAAUACGUUCCAGAAGUCUCUGCUUUGGACUUAUCUCACACCAACGGUCAAUUGGAAGUUGACUCUGAAACCGCUGACUUGGUCAAGACCUUGGGUUUCAAGAUCCCAAUCCAAACCGUCUCCAUCUCUGCUCAAAGAGGUCCAAGACGUUUUGCUAAGAGAAACUAAUUUUAGGAAUUGCAUCAUAGCUUAACCAAUAUAUUAUUCAUGUUAAUUUUCUUGGGGUAUUCUUGAAAUUUGUAUAGUUACAAAACGCACUCUUUAUAUGUACUUAAUAAAAAUAUCAUAAAAAA